AUGUCGAAAAAGAACGAUCUUGCUCGUCGAAAAAGGCAGCACGAAUUCGAACUCAAAAGAGAGAAAGAAGAAAGAGAAAAGAAGGCACAGAAGCUUCAAGCAAAGAAGAGCAAGAUGAAAGUUGAUGGCAGUGGCAAGAACAAGAAAGGUGGGUUUCAAGUUGGCAAGAGGAAAUUGAAGACCAAACUGACAGCGACUGCAAAAGCUAAAGCUGCCCAAGCAAUGGAGGUUGACAAAUAA
This is a messenger RNA of Prunus armeniaca (apricot), 240 nucleotides long. Lineage: Eukaryota; Viridiplantae; Streptophyta; Magnoliopsida; Rosales; Rosaceae. The record is from the annotation of a GenBank genome assembly.